Molecule: messenger RNA, 531 nt
Organism: Bombina bombina (fire-bellied toad)
Lineage: Eukaryota; Metazoa; Chordata; Amphibia; Anura; Bombinatoridae
Gene: SH2D6
Product: SH2 domain containing 6
Exons: 6
Coding region: 1-531 (176 amino acids)
Biological process (GO): cell surface receptor protein tyrosine kinase signaling pathway; intracellular signal transduction
Cellular component (GO): cytoplasm
Source: RefSeq, a predicted model, not a curated record
AUGUAUGUUCUCUUCUAUGUCUCACAGAAUGCCUUUAAAGAUAAUGGAACUGCAGGAUCAUCAGACAAUGCAGAGGGAAGCCCUAAAUUUAGACAAGGAACUGAAGAGGAAGGACUUGUUAUAGGUAGCCAUGAAAAGGCUGAAAAAAGAGAAACUUCAAACUCCAAACUUCAGGACAGGGGAGUUUUGGGAAGAGCAUGGUACGCAGGGGAUAUAGAACGACGAGAGGCGGAAAGAAGAUUACGGAGAAUAAACAAGGACGGCUGUUUCUUGGUGCGUCUCAGUUCUGCUCAGAAACGGCUACAGCCUUAUACACUAGCCUUGCUGUGUAAGGACAACAUUUACAAUAUCCCCAUACGGGCAGUUGGAUCCAGAGGGUAUACGCUAGGGAAGGAGGGCAAGCGGAAUGAGAAGAUAUUUCCCAGCGUUGUUCAUCUUAUUGAGCAUUACCAACAUGAGCAUAUGCAUGUGGUCAACCGCCAGACACAAAGCAGAGAGUCUACCUUACUGUUGUACCCAGGCCUGGCCUGA